This is a messenger RNA of Fusarium odoratissimum NRRL 54006, 3265 nucleotides long. RefSeq lists its product as uncharacterized. Gene Ontology annotation, cellular component: ribonucleoprotein complex; cytosol; Ubp3-Bre5 deubiquitination complex. Gene Ontology annotation, molecular function: mRNA binding. Lineage: Eukaryota; Fungi; Ascomycota; Sordariomycetes; Hypocreales; Nectriaceae. The record is from RefSeq and is a predicted model, not a curated record. The transcript has 3 exons. The coding region runs from base 565 to 1881 and encodes 438 amino acids. Gene Ontology annotation, biological process: protein deubiquitination; ribophagy.
CCACCUUCUAGUCGGAGCAGAGCUCUGAAGUCGUUUUCUUACUGGAGCCACACAAACACAUCACACAUUGUCCAAACAUCUCUUUCAUCCCAAUUGCAGAGCCCCGUAAACAAUUCGACUCCUCCCUCUCCUAACCCUUCUCCAUCUCGUUUUCUAGCUAAUUGAACCUCUACCUCUCUCCACUAUCUUUGCCAUUUCUCACCUUCCAAGUCCCGUAACUCUCGAUCUCUCCUCCGAUCCCGAAGUUCGACCUUGCCACCCCUCACGUCUUUGCCUUCCAACCACGAACCCUCGACUCCAUUUUGUCAUCAGGCUUGCCCUAUUCUGCUUGCUUGCUUCGACUCGAUUCAACCCAACUCCAACCCCAUCACUUCAAUCCCGACCGAACACGAUCGUCGUCUUGAGCUUGAAUUCGUAAUAUCAGGCUCUGUUUCUUGGACGUUUUCACACCCUCGUUCGACCCGUUUCCGCGACACAGAGAGCUCGCCGGUUGCGCACCCAACCUAAUUUUCGCUCCGCAUCACACUCGUCAUAUCAAACUUCACAUCACAACACACAGCCAUCAUGGCCUCCAACGGUAACUUUGCCCAACAGGAUCAGUACAAGGAACCUGCCGACCAACAACAAACAGCUCCUACUACUUCUGCUGCCGAUGGCUCUGCCACUGCUGCCGCUUCUGCCACCAACAACCCAUCCAAGGAUGAGGUUGGCUGGUAUUUCGUGGAACAAUUCUACACCACCCUGAGCAAGUCGCCUGAGAAGCUUCACCUUUUCUACGGCAAGCGCUCACAAUUCGUCUAUGGUCGCGAAGCUGAGGUUGCCAAGGUCUCUGUUGGCCGACAGGACAUUCAAGAACGCAUCAAGAACCUAGACUUCCACGACUGCAAGGUCAGGAUAUCCAAUGUUGACUCCCAGGCUUCCUUUGAGAACAUCGUCAUCCAAGUGAUUGGCGAGACUUGCAACAACAACAAAGCGCCCAAGAAGUUCGUCCAGACCUUUGUCCUUGCCCAGCAACCCUCCGGCUACUUUGUCCUCAAUGAUAUCCUGCGAUAUAUCGAUGACGAGAGCGAUGACGAGUCUGCUGCUGCCUCUGAAGAGGCUGCCGAGGAGCCUGCUGCUCCCGCUACGGAGGAACCUGCUGCCGCUGUCGAGCCCGAGGCUCCCCAGUCUGUCGAGGAAACUAAGGAGGAGGCCCCUGCCCUCGAUCCCGAAGUUGUUGAUCAGAAGCUUGAGGAGGUUUCCACUUCUAAGGACAGUGUGACUCUCAACGGCAGCACCCCCGAGGAGGUUGAUGAGGCUAAGGCCCCCGAGACCAAGCCUGAGGUUCCCGCCGAGACCGCUGAUGAGGCUGCUAAGGAGCUUGCCGAGGAAGACGUCAAGGAGCCCGAGAAGCCUAAGGAUCCUAGCCCUACACCCGUUUCCAAGCCUGUCGCUGCUCCUCCUACAGCUCCCGAGAAGCCUGCUGCUCCUCCUAAGCCCAUGACAUGGGCCAGCCGAGCUGCCGCUGCCCUUCCCAAGCCGGUUGUUCCUCUCCCCAAGACUACUACUCCUCCCGUGAACCAGAGCCGUGCUCCCGCUCCUGCCGCUGCCACUACUUCUCAGCCCGCUGCUGCUCCUGCUGCCACCUCUGCCGCGCCCGCCACUGAGUCCGCUGGUAAGGAUGCGGCUGGAUGGCAGACUGCAGGCAGUGACUCUAAGCGACAGAACCGACCUCAGUCUGUUUCCGGACCUCCUGCCGAUAAGGAAAGCACCACCGCAUACGUUAAGUUCGUGACGGAUAAGGUCCAGGAUGCAGACCUCAGGAACGCUUUGACUGCUUUUGGCGAGUUGAAGAGCCUUGAUAUCAUCCGCCAGAAGGUAAGUUCAGAUCCUCUACUAUAACACUAUCGUUGAAGCUAACAUGGUAUAGAACUGUGCGUUCGUUGAGUUCAAGACCCCUGAAGCCUCCAAGGCUGCGGUUGCUGCCAACCCUCACACCAUUAACGGCGAGACUAUCGUGAUCGAGUCCCGUCGCAACAAGCCCGGUGCCCAUAACGCUGGUGGCCGAGGCCCCGUUUCAGGACGUGGCCGUGGUGGUGCUGAGGGCGGACGAUCUGGCGGCCAGGGCCCCCGAGGCAACUUCUCUGGUCAAAACCGUGGCCGUGGUGGCGCUCCCCGCGGCCGUGGUGGUGCCCAGUCCCAUAAUGCUUAAGCAAUAGCGACUGAUAUAUAUAAAGUGGCCAGGAUCAGACUUUCACAUCAGUGUCAGUCUUGAUUUUGCUAUCUAGGUCCUGGAACGACCGGGAUCCCAAAUCGAAGUAAUCACAACUAAUCUACGUGAUAUACAUAACCAUUCCAACAUCAACACGAGGGGACGACAACAGAAAACAAGCUCAGCAGAUGGUCAGGGGGAGCGGUAAGGGAGCGGAGUUUGGUAUUCCCUUUUGGAGGAAGGAUGGAGUUGGGAAUUUGGAGUCAUAUUUGUUCGUUUUUCAGUUUCGGUGGUUUGCGCGCUGCAUCUGCAUCUGAUCCUCUCAGCCGGCGAUUGGGUUACGGAUUUCAGCGAAAACGGGGGAAAGGUCCUAGGCUGGGAGCUUUGGUUUGGCAUCAUUACUUUCUAAUGACCGUGUAUAUUCUUACAAAAGCGAACGGACGGGCGAUAGAGGUGGCAGUACCCGAAGGGCUGAAGGACGUUGACGGGUAUACAUACUAACGAAGCAGUGACAGUUGACGAUGGUGGACGAGAGUCCAGGCCUGCGAUGAAUGACUGGGCCUGGAGGGACCAUGUUCUGUACUUUUUACUGUGCAAGUAGUAAUGAUCAGUACCUUUUUGGUUUCCAAUGUUUGAGUCGAGCUACCAGAUCAGCAAGUGAAUGCAAAAUUUUCAUAUGAUGUCAAUGUUUUCAUGUCAUGUCAUGUGAGGCAGGUAACGUAGCAUGUUGAAGAUCCAGGAUGGAGGGGCAUGACGGUCAUAAUAUCCAGUAUCGGUCUAGAAGGUCCCGUAGAAGGAAUGUUGCUGUUGCUCGUUUUCUUUAUGCGAUGAUAUCCGAAGUUAAGCUUGCAGAGCCUCGUGGAUCAAACAGGUCGAACUGUUCGUCGCAUGAGAAAUUGUUAUUAUUGAUGGACGUUGGUCAAGGUUCUUUUGUAACAGGAAAAAGCAUUGACAAAAGGCCAAGCCAGUUACUGGGGGACUUUUGAAUGAGAGAGGAUACCCACGCGUAAUAGUUACUAUGCAAAGAGAACUUGAUUUUGAAUCUAUCGACGGUCAAAGUUGCACGUGUUCGUG